Perognathus longimembris pacificus (Pacific pocket mouse) is the source of this 1254-nucleotide messenger RNA. RefSeq names its product ciliary associated calcium binding coiled-coil 1 (gene Cabcoco1). The transcript is spliced from 8 exons. The coding region runs from base 20 to 937 and encodes 305 amino acids. Lineage: Eukaryota; Metazoa; Chordata; Mammalia; Rodentia; Heteromyidae. The record is from RefSeq and is a predicted model, not a curated record.
GCUUCUCUGCUGAGGCAGCAUGGCGACCAGUUCGCUGGGGACGACUCCAUGGGGGACGACCCCCGCGGGACUGACGCCGGUGGGAAGCACGCCCGACCCAGAGAAAUAUGCUGAAUUUGAGGAAGAAGGAGAGUUUCUGUCUUCAGAUUUUCUUUCAGUGGACCAAAUCGCAAAUUUGCUAGCAGAGGACAUUGGAGCAGAUGCAAUUCAAGAGAAACUGGGAAAGUUUUUGAAUCUUAAACAUCUUCAUACUCACUUAAAGGAUGCCAUUCUACUAGAUUAUUAUGUGUCCGGAUUCUUGUGGGCUAAAGAAAUGGACUUCUCUAUUCUUCAAAAUUCAAAAUUUAUGAGUUUACUAAAUAUGUUGCUUCAUAACCUCAGUAUGCUACAUAUGUCCUUAGAAGAGAGCAUAAAGUGGCUUGGGGAAGUUAUGGCCGAACUUGGGCCACACCCAUCUCCAUUAGAAAAUGAGGAAUGGAAUACCUUUGAUGUGAAACAAUCCAAUGCUAUUAUUGAUUAUUUCAAAAACAGCUUAUUUCAACACUACAAGCUCUAUGAGUUUUUGUUUUUCUCUCCAAGAGAAGAAAUCGUGAUUGGAACCAAGCAAGUGAUAGAGGUUGUCAGGCCUAUAGGCUAUCAUUUCCCAGAUCCACUGGAAGAAGGAAUCUCCUUUGAUAAUUAUUCAACAUUCAUAGAGCCAGCAUCAACACUGGAAACAGAUGUGAAGGCUGAAGAACAAGUCCCUGAGGAAAGCCAGACUGAAAGUGACACUUCAGAAGAAGAUCCCUUAGUCGGCUUCACCAUUGAGGAUGUAAAAUCAGCUCUGGGUCAAGUGACAGAUGAUGUCUUACUGGGCAUUCAGACCGAGAUAAAUGAAAAGCUGCAAAUACAGGAAGACGCCUUUAAUGAACGAAUUGAAAAAUUGAAAAAGGCCUGAAGACUUGGGCAACAGAGAGAACGUGGCUGAACUUCAUAGAAACAAAAGUCGUCAAAAUAAAACAGUCUCUAGAGCGCUGGAUCUUCGUCAUUUAGUUGUAAAAAGAAAACCCCGCCCCACGUUUUAUUAUCCUUAGUAAUGAGAAAAAUAUUAGCCCCAACUUUGCCAUCUCCUGUCUCCUAACUGCCUCUCCAUUUAUUACAUGGCAUAUAAUGAGAAUACUUUGGAUAUAAGAGUUUGGAGAAUUAUAUGUAAAACUGUAAUUACUUUUAUGAUGGCUUUUUGAUGUUUGGACUAAUAAAUGCUAUUAAUCUUCA